AUGUCCAGUGCAUUAAUCAAUAGAUCAUUAACAAACGUCAGAACGGAAUUAGAAUUCUUAAGAGAUUCUAACGUUAUCUCUGAACAAGUCUAUAAUAACAUAUUAGACCAAAUUCCAAUUAAAUAUGAUCCAAAUCAAUCAAGAACAUCUAUAAAUACUCCUCCUCCUCCUCCACAAGCUCCACCUACUAAUGCUACUGGAGAAUAUGUAGAAGCUUUAUAUGAAUUCCAACCACAACAGAAUGGCGAUUUACAUAUUAGACCUGGUGACAAAAUUGAAGUCCUAGAAAAAUUAUCUCCAGAAUGGUUUAAAGGUAGAUGUAACGGUAAUGUUGGUAUGUUUCCAUCCAACUACGUUAAACCUGCCUUUUCCAAUAAUACAUCAAUGGUAAAAGCUGAACCACCUCAAUAUUCACAAUCACCACAACCACCACAACCAUCCCAGCCACCUCAACAAAUGCAAUAUCAACCUCCUUUCCCACCUCCAUCCACCGGUUAUUAUCAGCAACCUGCUCCUCAGCCUCAGCAAAUUGUUGUUCAACAAGAACAACCACAAAAUACUGGGUCUUCUCAAUUAAAAAAGUUUGGUAGUAAAUUGGGUAAUGCUGCUAUCUUUGGUGCUGGUGCCACUUUAGGCAGUGAUCUAGUUAAUAGCAUCUUUUAA
Arxiozyma heterogenica is the source of this 663-nucleotide messenger RNA. RefSeq names its product Pin3p (gene PIN3). Gene Ontology annotation, cellular component: ESCRT-0 complex. The record is from RefSeq and is a predicted model, not a curated record. Lineage: Eukaryota; Fungi; Ascomycota; Saccharomycetes; Saccharomycetales; Saccharomycetaceae. The transcript has a single exon. The coding region runs from base 1 to 663 and encodes 220 amino acids. Gene Ontology annotation, biological process: protein transport to vacuole involved in ubiquitin-dependent protein catabolic process via the multivesicular body sorting pathway. Gene Ontology annotation, molecular function: protein binding.